This is a messenger RNA of Paramecium sonneborni, 2586 nucleotides long. Lineage: Eukaryota; Ciliophora; Oligohymenophorea; Peniculida; Parameciidae. The record is from the annotation of a GenBank genome assembly.
AUGCAAGAUAAUCGUGAAUUCUAAGAUUCUAUGGAUUUAUAAUCAUGUAACUCUAUUUCUUAUUUCAUGAAGUUACUCCUAAAUUAAGUGAUUCUUUUAGACCUUAACAAAUUUAAGCUGAUUUUUCUGAUGGUCCACUUAAAAUUAAAACUGGAUCUGAUGCAUCUGUUAAAUUCCCAUCUAAUGAAAUAUAACAAUUACAACAUCUAUCUCCUAAUCCUCAUGCGAGUAUUCAUAUUAAAAAAGUACUUUUUAUUUUUAUAUCUCAAGCUCAAUAUAAAUAGUGAAUGGAUCAAAAAAGAAACUUUUGACAUUCAAAAAUUUAAAAAAAAUACUCUUUUAUAAAAAGUGUUCUAUAAAGAAGCUUUAAUUAGAAAAUUUAUUGAUAAAUUAAAAAAGUAAGCCUAUAUAUUACCAAAAAUAUUGCCUAUCAAAAUGAAAAACUUUCUUACUGAAAAUUAUGUUGAAAAUAAAAGAAUUAUUAAUUAUUAGCAUAAAAAUAUAACACCUAAAACUUAAAAAAAAUAAACUUUAUCAACUCUUAAUCCUACUGGAUAGAUGAUGUUAUUUUGGAACUUAUUUAGAGCCUUAUAAUUAUUAUUUUUAAUGUGGUGGCUUCCUUUUAAAAUUGCAUUUAAACCCAAUUACUCUUUUGAAUUAAUUGAAACGAUUUUAAUUUAUGUUUUUGUUUUAGAUGUUAUACUUAAAUUAAAUCAAGGUUAUAUUAAGGAAGGAGAAUUUAUAAUGAACAGAACUGAAAUCAUAAAAUAUUAUAUUAAAAAUGAAUUAAUUGAGGAUACUUGUUAUUUCAUUUCUUAAAUGUUUAUUAUUUAUUAAAUUUUGGUUGAAAUUUCUAUAGUUUUUGAACUUUUAGUUUUAUUUUAAUUUAUUAUGAAUUUUAUUAAAUUAAAAAGGAAAAUACUUAAAUUUGAAGAAACUUUUGCUACUAAAACUAGUUAUACAUAAUUUGGAGAUUUAAUGUAACUAAUAAUAACAGUAUUCUAUUUUGCACAUUUUAUGGCUUGUAUAUGGUAUUAUGUAGGUGUUGAAAGUUUAAAGAGUUUUGAUACUUCUUGGAUUAAUUAAAAUUAAUUUUUAUUAUCUGGAUCAGGAUCUUUUUAUUUAUAUUCAUUUUAUUGGGCUACUGCAACAAUGGUAACUGUUGGUUAUGGAGAUAUAACUGCUUAAAAUAAUCAUGAAACAUUAUGUGCCACUAUUCUUAUGAUUUUUUCAACAGGAAUGUUUGCAUUUGCUAUUAAUUAAAUUGGUGAAAUUUUUAGUACAAUUGAUGGUGAAAAAUAAAAUUACAAAAGAACAAUCUUGUUGAUCAAUGAACAUAUGCAAAAAAAUUAAGUAGAUUAAUAAGUACAAAGUAGAAUUAGAAAUUAUUUGUAAUAUUAAGAAAAAAUUAAAUUAUAGAAUUCUUAAGAAAAAUUAGAUUAAAUUUUAUAGAGACUUCCACCAAAUAUUUUGACUGAUUUAAAAACUAAUAUAUAAUCUAAAAUAAUGGAAGAAAUUUUAUUUUAUAAGAAUAAUUUCUCUAAAAAUGUUUUACCAAUUAUAUCUCAAUCUUUACAAGUAUAAUAUCUUACACCAAAAGAAAUAAUAUAUCAAUAAGAUUAGUUAGAUGAUUUUAGUCUAUAUACAGUAUGGAGAGGUGAAGUAUUAAUAAUUGAAAGUUAAUCAGGCAAAAUUUUGGCAACUUUAACCAAAGGACAAUGUUUUGGUGAAGUUGAAUUCUUAACUUAAUAACAUAGACAAUUCACAGCAAUUAGCAAAGAUUUGAGUUAAGUGUUAAAAAUAUCUAGAGAGAUGUUUCUUAAAAUAAUUAAAUAUUCAAAUGAUGAUUUUUAAUAAUUUCAUAAAUUGAAAGAUCAAUAUUUAUUUUAAAAAAUAGAUUAAAUUUCAUCAUGUUAUUGUUGUUCAAAAAAUCAUUUCAUUAUGGAUUGUUCUGCAUGUUAAUACAAACCAAAUUUAGAAGUUUUAAUAAGAAAAUAAAAAAUUUAAGAUUUAGAAUCAAAUAGAAGAAAAUUUUAAAGAGUGACAGAAAAGAAGACAUCUUGUUAAUAUCAAACAAUUUAAUCUAAUUAAGUAAUGAAAGAAGAUGAACCUUCAAGAUAAAAUUGUAAAUCUUCAGUAUAAGAUUUUAUUCAUCAUGAGAGAAAUUUUCCUAGAAAUCUUAGAAAAAAAACAAUUAAUAUAAAGAGUUUUGGUUAAUUAUUACAUGUUGAUGAAGAAAAAAUUAUAGAGCCUUCACCAUUUAUUUAAAGCAAUAUUGAUUUUUAGAUUGAGUAAUAAUAAAGCUUUAAUACUAUGUUAAGCAAUCAUUAAAUUUUAGAACUUCCCUCCUUAAAACAUAAACAUUCAUUAUCAAAUUUUUAAAUUCAAGUUCCUACAUUAAAUUAAUUAGAACAAAUAUCGUAUGAUUUUGUUAAGAUUGCAAUUUAAGAUUUUGAUAAAAUUUAAAAAUAUUAAAUAUACUUUCCUUAAAAUAAUUUUGAGGUUGUUUUAUAAGGUAUCAUAAAGUAAGUUAAAACAAAGAAAGUCUUAGUAACUGAAACAUUAGUCGAUUGGUCAAGAAAAUGA